This is a messenger RNA of Carica papaya (papaya), 684 nucleotides long. The record is from RefSeq and is a predicted model, not a curated record. Lineage: Eukaryota; Viridiplantae; Streptophyta; Magnoliopsida; Brassicales; Caricaceae.
AUGGCAUCCUCUGUGAUUCCUCUUUUCCUCUUUUCUUUUUUCCUCUUAAAUCAACCCUUCGCACGUGCCAAUCUCCAUAAAGCAAACAAUCUUCUUAAAUCAACUCUUUUAAAUCAACUCAGCACAACACAAUCCCAAAUCAACCCUCCACCAAAGUUCUUCUUUGAAGUCACCAAAUCCAUCAAACUAUCCAAAGUCAAGCCAUGCUCCCACAAUGUCCUCAGACAUGAUUUUGCAUACACAUAUGGCAAAUCCCCUGUUCUUGCCAAUUAUACCUUUCCUUCUCAUUGCACCUCUCAGAGUUUCUCCAAGAUUGUCCUAGAAUGGAAAGCUACUUCCAGAGGCAGACAAUUUGACCGCAUUUUUGGAGUUUGGCUUGGAGGUGUAGAGCUUCUUAGGAGCUGCACUGCUGAGCCUAUUGCCACUGGGAUUCUAUGGCGUGUUGAAAAAGAUGUGACCAGGUACUCUUCCUUGCUUACUAAGAAUGAUACACAGACUCUUGCUGUUUACCUUGGUAAUCUGAUUGAUAAGACUUAUACCGGUAUUUAUCACGUGGAUAUAACUUUUCAUUUUUACCCUGCUGAAGCGGAUUUGGGUUAUGGCCAUGAUUUGGGUAAUUUGGUUCCUGGGUAUGGUUCUAAUGCUGAUUUGAUCUUUACCCUUUUCGAGGGAAUCUGCCACUGA